AACAAAACCUGUUUAGUCGGGGUGACGUUUCGCCACUGUUUUUAUGCCGUGGGAGUUUUGAGAAGAAUUCUUACGACGCUGUAGUUUGAUUACGAAAAUAUUUAAGUGAAAUAACACUUUAAUUGUGCUCAAGUCGUUGAUAUAUUUCGUAACGGUACUUUAUACGAGUUUUUGGCACUAACAGUUGAUAAUUGACAUUUGAAACUGCACGACCCGACGAGGUGAAUGAAUCCAGUGUGAUAGUUCAGCGAUUGUAUCACAUUGAAUUGAAUACAAACACGGAAAAAUGUCCAGGCUGUGAUAUCGCGGGGUUAAAGUGGUGUUAUUAAUUAUGUAUCAGUGCAUAGGUGACGCGUUGCGCAGGAUUUGUGACACAAAAUAGUGCAAAAGAAAUGGGUGACAGGUUAAAACACCCAUUCAAAGUGAAAACAAAAACAUUAGUGGCUUUAUGAAAAAUGGAUGUAAUUACGGACUUUUCUGUUCUGAGUCCGGGACUGAUAGACGAGUUGGAGGCGUUCAUGGCCCCCGUCGGCGAUGGCUGCUACCCGCCGCAGCCGCUCGACGCGCGCCGACUAGGGGGCCACCAACUGCCAGAAAGUCCACCGGACUCCGGAUCAGAGAACCCAUACAGCCCCUCGGAACCGGGGCACGCAGCGCAUACGAUAGCCGUUUCACAGACCGCACUAGCGGGCGACUACAUGCUUGUGCACGACCAUAUACCCACACACGAGAUCCUACAUCAAAACGGCGAUUACAUAUACGAAGAACUCAAAUCAGAUAACCUGGACCAUGAGGUCUUGAGAGGAAAUCUUAAUGAUGUGGUAGUUUUACCUCAAGAUCCAAAUAUAGUGGAACUCGGCAUACGUACAGUCCGACAUGAUUUAGGUUUGGAUCAGAUCACGUAUCAAAACCGCUACAAUCAGAUGAGAGUGGAAAUGCCAGAGUUAGAACAAGGGCUGAUCAACCCGCAGCUAGUCACGUUGGGCCAUGAAGGAGCCACGCUAACUCCAGUGUAUACCAACCUUCAGGAACCCAGCAGUAAGAAAAGAAAACACUCACAGGAUAUUAAAUGUGAGCCAGCGGCUUUAUCUCCAGAGAGCUCAAGCCUCAACCCUCGGCCAGCACCGCCCUCAGUGGACGGCUCAGAGGCAGGUGACGAUGUCCCCAUGCAGUGUAUAAGGUUCGCGCCCUUCCAGCAGUCCACGUGGCACCUACUUUAUGACUGCAAUCUCAAACCGCUACCGAAUCCCUCAUACGUAGUGGGAGCGGACAAAGGGUUUAACUACUCACAGAUCGACGAAGCCUUCGUCUGUCAGAAGAAGAACCACUUCCAAGUCACGUGUCAGAUACAAGUGCAAGGCGAAGCACAAUACGUCAAGACAACGGAGGGGUUCAAAAAAAUUAAUAAUUUCUGUUUACAUUUCUAUGGCGUAAAGGCGGAGGACCCAAGUCAAGAAGUCAGAGUUGAACAAAGUCAAUCGGAUAGAACAAAGAAACCUUUUCACCCUGUACCUGUGGAACUACGUCGUGAUUGCGCCAAAGUGACUGUUGGUCGUUUACACUUCGCGGAGACGACCAACAACAACAUGCGGAAGAAGGGACGACCAAACCCCGACCAGAGGCACUUCCAGCUUGUGGUGGCGCUGCGAGCGCACGCCGCGCACCUACACUACAUGGUCGCCGCGCACGCGAGCGACCGCAUCAUUGUGCGGGCAUCAAACCCUGGGCAGUUCGAAUCUGACUGCUCUGAAGGAUGGUGGCAGCGCGGCGUCUCCGACAACAGCGUGCAUUACACCGGCCGUGUCGGCAUCAACACUGAUCGCCCUGACGAGUCCUGUGUCAUCAAUGGUAAUUUGAAAGUGAUGGGUCACAUUGUGCACCCGUCAGACGCGCGCGCUAAGCACAACAUAGAAGAGUUGGACACAGCACAGCAGUUACGCAAUGUGCAGAGCAUCAGGGUCGUCAAGUUUAAUUACGAUCCGUCAUUCGCGGAGCACUCUGGUCUGUUGGGGCACGACCCGCGCCGCGCGGCGCCGCACGCGGACACCGGCGUUAUUGCGCAGGAGGUCCGCCGCGUCAUACCUGAAGCUGUCAAGGAGGCGGGUGACGUCACGCUGCCUAAUGGAGACACUAUACCCAAGUUCCUCGUCGUCAACAAGGAUCGUAUCUUCAUGGAAAAUCUGGGCGCGGUGAAGGAGCUGUGCAAGGUGACGGGACACCUCGAGUCUCGCAUUGAGCAGCUGGAGCGCGUCAGCAAGCGGCUGCACCGCCGGGACAGUGCUAGAUCCAGUCUCAGUAAUGAUUCUCGUUUCUCCGGAUUAUCGACAUCUUCAAAAUCCUUUUACAGCGACGGCAACAUAUCUAUAGAUCAAAUACGAGACAUCGCGAGAAACAUCCGUAAACACGAGUGUUGCCACAAACUGAGCCACAAUUCACCCAAAUAUACAAGAAAGCAAUGCAAGAAUUGCCACAACUACACUAAAUACGGGAAAUAUUACAAUUAUAAUAAAACAUGUGUCAGAUAUUCUAAUAAGAGUGAUAAAGUCGAAAGUACCGAUUAUCCGACUUACGUGAGUUCUCUAGAAUCGGAUACACCAAAACCUGAUGAAACUUACAGCGUUGUAUCGAAACAGAAAGAUUCUUGUCUAUGGUUAAGAGAUGAAGACAGUUUGGCACACAACAGCAAACUGGCUUUCUGCUGCCGAAGGAAGGAUAGAUUCGGUGAUGCCAGUAGUGAAUUAAUAUCGAAUACAUUCUUGCAAAUCGUAAUUACGAUACUAAUUUUUAUAAUGGCUAUAUGCCUGGUGGUGAUGACCGCGCUGUACUUCCGCGAGCACCAGGAGCUGCUGUCGAUGAAGGAGAUCCGGCUGCAGGAGAAGUUCUCCAACUACCCGCACUACGGCAAGUUCAACGUGAACGGCGGCCCCGCGCACCGCGCCGCCCCGCCGGACCACAACCAGAUACAAAAUUUAAAACCUUCACAACACGUCGCUGCAAAGAAAAGUGUUAAAGAGAAAGGACCUCACAAGAGCACGGUGGAGUACACGACGAGCACGCCCGCCGACAGCGCGCACUCCACCGCCGCCGCGCUGCACGCCUCCAGGAACUACGUCAGGAAUGUCCUCAAUAUGGAGCAGCUAGCGGCGCCAUUACGCGCCGAGCGGCCGGCGGUGACGCGCGUGGCGGACGUUGUCGGCGGCGGCUGCGCGUACACUCUAAAUGCUGACAACGAACUGGACGCUGAAUGUCAGUCUUGCGGACUUGAACCACCUCAGACAUUUGAAAAUCCAGAACCCUUAGAACGCUCAAACCCUGAGAAAGACCUAAAUGAGACCUAUACCAGAAAUUUAGACCAGACUUUAAAAGAAAUACCGAGCAUCCCAGUGAUAUUAGAGAAGAAUAAUUCUGAUGCGUUGAAGAACGAAAACGAUUCACUUCGGAAUCAGAUACAUGAGGAGAUAUUGGCUGAAUCUAAUUUAUUAGAUCCUAACAAGCAGAAUGGUACAGAAGUUAGGAUGAAAAGAGAACUUCGUCAUAGGGACCCGAGAGGCCGGCGCGAGGUUCGGGAGACGAAUGAAGCGUUACUAAGAAGUAGUUCUGAAGAGAUGACCUUGACGGAACAAUCUGAUGAAGUUCCACUAUCUCAAGAGUGCGAGAGCGUGUCCGUGGGCGUGUGGACGGCGACGGGCGCGGCGAACACCUCGCUGUUCUCCGAGGCGGUGUGUGCGCGCGCGCUGCACAACUUCACGUACGGCGUGCCGCUCUCGCACUGCCUGCACCACAAGGAGCUCGCCAUCACCUUCCGGACGACAAAACUGAAAGAAGUACGUCUCUGCGAGUUGUACUGUAAGUACGACACCAUCAAGAACUGCCAGCUGAGCAGGGAGAUCGCCAAGCCGCUGCCCAGCGGAGACACCUGGACCUCCAAGAUGAACCUGGACUGCAACAUGGACAGGCAUAUGAAGAUACGAGCUGCUUUCGCACCUUUAAAGGACUUAUGCUACCUGGGUGCAGAACACAAGAUACCAUUCGUCGAGUACAACAUACAUAUCUACAGAGAUUGUCGGAAUUGAA
Messenger RNA from Papilio polytes (common Mormon), 4074 nucleotides. RefSeq lists its product as uncharacterized. Gene Ontology annotation, cellular component: endoplasmic reticulum membrane; nucleus. Bases 456 to 4073 code for a protein of 1205 amino acids. Lineage: Eukaryota; Metazoa; Arthropoda; Insecta; Lepidoptera; Papilionidae. The record is from RefSeq and is a predicted model, not a curated record. Gene Ontology annotation, biological process: protein autoprocessing; positive regulation of DNA-templated transcription. The transcript has 20 exons. Gene Ontology annotation, molecular function: sequence-specific DNA binding; DNA-binding transcription factor activity.